CUCUGCCCCUCUGGGUCCCUUCCAGGCUCCUCCGCGCACUCCCUCAAGUAUUUCUUCACCUCCAUGUCGGACCCCAGUCAGGGGCUGCCCCACUUUGUCAUUCCGGGGUACGUGGACGAUCAAGUCUUCGUUUACUACAACAGCAACACCAGGAAGAUCCGGCCUCGAGUCUCCUGGAUGGAGGAGGUGGGGAAGGAAGACCCCCAGUAUUGGGAAACUCAGACCCAGAGAGCGCGUGGCAGUGAGGAGGUGUUCAGAGCAAACCUGGAGAUUGCAAGGAUUCGCUACAAUCAGAGCGAAGGCCUUCACACCUGCCAGGGCAUGUACGGCUGUGAGCUCCGGGGAGACGGGAGCAAAGGAGGGUUUAUGCGCUUUGGCUACGACGGGAGGACUUUCAUCACCUUCGACAAGGAGACCCUCACCUGGGUGGCUCCUGAGCCCCAGGCCCAGAUCACCAAGAGGAAGUGGGAUGCUGAUUCAGGCUUCAAUCAGGGAACGAAGGCCUACUUGGAGGAGGAAUGCAUUGAGUGGCUGAAGAAGUACCUGUCCUACGGGAAGGAGACGCUGCUGAGGACAGAGGCCCCAGUGGUGACGGUGAGCAGCAAGACGGAGGCCGACGAUGGGAUGGAAACUCAUGUCUGCCGCGUGGAUGGCUUCUACCCCAAGGAGAUCGAGGCCUCCUGGAGGAGGGAUGGGGAGGAAUGGCUGCAGGACACCUUCCGUGGGUUUGUGGCCCCCAAUGCAGAUGGGACCUACCACUACUGGCUCAGCAUCCGGAUUGAUCCCCAAAAGAGGGACCGCUAUCGGGGCCAGGUGGAGCAGGACAGCCUGUGGAAGCCUGUGGACAAAGCCUUGAAGGGUGAGAGGCUGCAGGGAGGGAGAGGCUGGGCUCUUUUUCAGGGUGGAGGAUU
Python bivittatus (Burmese python) is the source of this 911-nucleotide messenger RNA. The record is from RefSeq and is a predicted model, not a curated record. NCBI's taxonomy places the organism in Eukaryota, Metazoa, Chordata, Lepidosauria, Squamata, Pythonidae.